This is a messenger RNA of Zingiber officinale, 890 nucleotides long. RefSeq lists its product as uncharacterized. NCBI's taxonomy places the organism in Eukaryota, Viridiplantae, Streptophyta, Magnoliopsida, Zingiberales, Zingiberaceae. Bases 76 to 642 code for a protein of 188 amino acids. The record is from RefSeq and is a predicted model, not a curated record. The transcript has a single exon.
AAGCCAACCAUCGCCAAAUAGAAGUCUUUUCCCCUUCCACGCCGGUGGUCGUUCUCUCCAUUCCUCCGAUCGGCGAUGGCUUCUUGCUUCUUUUCCAGCGGGUCCACUCCUCUCCUCCUCGCUCUGAUCAGCCUCCUGGCAGCCUCCGUGACAGCCCGCCCCGGCGUUUCCUUUCACCCCUGCAACACUCUCUUCAUCACCUACACGAUCUCCACCACCGACGCCGCCCUCCCCGGAAACCCUCGCGUCUCCGGAUCCAUAUCCGUUUACCGCAUCAUCACCUCCUCCCGCUCCGCCGACGUCGGUCCUCGCCCCUCGAUGAUACCGCGGACGAGGUUCAUCCUUCCUCAACGCGAGGUCGCCCCUGCUAGGCCUGCGGCCUUUGGAUUCAGUUCCAUCCAAGAGCGGGCCAAGGACAUCCUUGUGGUCUUCGUCGGGCUCCUCUUUGGGGUCGGCUGCGGUGCGCUCACCGCCGCCACCAUGUACCUGGCCUGGUCACUCGUCGCCCAUCGGCAAGAGAUCUACGACUCUGACGCGUACAGCGACGAGGAGGAUGUGGAUGAAAACCCCAAGAAAGCGGGUUACGUCAAGAUCCCGGCUACUGAUUCAAUCUCCGUCAAGGAAGGGUAUGAGGGAAAUUAGGGUUUGCUCUAUAUGAAUGUAGGUGGGGAGUCACUAUAUAUUAUGAUGCGUGCAUUUAUUUGUAUACCAGGUAUGCCUGUUGCGACUUGUUAAUGUGGUCUAAUAUUGUGUCUGGGAUUAACUUCAAAUGUUUGUUAAUGCCGUGUAUACUCCCUAUGUUAUUUGUUUCUGAUGCUGCUACAUAAUUCCAUGAUUCAUGGAACUGAUAAUCCUAUUACCAUGGAAAGCAGUUAGCAUAUUUAUGGUAA